Molecule: messenger RNA, 2310 nt
Organism: Ogataea philodendri
Lineage: Eukaryota; Fungi; Ascomycota; Pichiomycetes; Pichiales; Pichiaceae
Exons: 1
Coding region: 1-2310 (769 amino acids)
Biological process (GO): N-terminal peptidyl-methionine acetylation
Cellular component (GO): cytoplasm; NatA complex
Molecular function (GO): protein-N-terminal amino-acid acetyltransferase activity; protein binding
Source: RefSeq, a predicted model, not a curated record
AUGUCCAAGUUGUCAAGGUCGAAAGAAGAGAGUCAAUUUAGAGAUGCUCUGAAGUGCUACGAUGCCAAGCAGUACAAGAAGUCUUUGAAGAUCAUUGACGGGGUCUUGAAAAAGAGCCCUGGCCACGCUCCGAGUCUGGCCUUGAAAGGGUUGGCAUUGUACUAUUCAGACACAGAUAAAGCAUCUGCCGAGUCGUACAUCACCAGGGCAUUGGAAAAGGACCAGUCGGACAAUGUUGUUGAUCAUAUUGCCGGUAUAUACUACAAGGCAGUCAAAAAUUACAAGCAAGCGGCCAAAUGGUAUCAAGCUGCCAUGGACAACGGUUCCACCAACAAGAACAUUCUGCGUGAUUUGAGCACCAUGCAGAGUCAGAUCAGAGACUACAAGAAUCUGCCAAAGUCGAGACUCGGGUACCUGGAAGACCAGCCGGGUUACCGUGCCAACUGGACCGCUUCUGCUGUGGCACAUCAUCUGAACGGAGACCUGGUGAACGCUGAAAAAGUUCUUGGCCGCAUUGAAGAUUUGAUCAGCGACAAGCUGCAAGAAUCGGACUACUUUGAGCACUCCGAAUGUCUGCUUUACCGGAACGAGGUCAUUUCGCAGGCCGGCAAUUACGAGGCAGCUUUGAAAGAUCUCGACCGGAUCGAAGAAACAGGAAUGGUGCUGGACGGGUUCGCUUUGUUGGAGAGAAGAGCACACUAUUUGAUGAAACUGGGCCGCAAAAAGGAAGCAUCCUUGGUCUACCGUAGGCUUUUGAAGAGAAACCCGGACAACGCCCAGUAUUACUACCAACUGGAACAGGCUCUGGGUGUGACUGGCUCUUCUCGUGUGAGACUGGCCCUUUACGAGAAACUAGCCACUUUCUACCCAAAAUCGGACCCUCCAAAGUUCAUUCCUUUGACGUUUUUGUCUGGGGACGAGUUCAAGCAGAAAGCAGAAGAAUACAUCGUGGGACAACUCAAACGGGGUGUUCCAUCCACGUUUGUCAAUGUGAAGCCGUUGUACAAGAGCAAGUCCAACGCUGCCACCAUUUACUCGAUCGUUUCUAAUUUCUUCAACAACACUAAGGACGAGCCACUCACCUACUGCUGGACAGCAUACUUCCUUGCCCAGCACCACUACCAUGUGGGGGAAUACUCUGCUGCCUUGGAAAAGAUAGACGUGGCCAUUGGCCACACCCCAACACUGGUCGAGCUGUACAUCAUGAAAGCCCGUAUCUUCAAGAGACUGAACGAGCUGGACCAAGCUGCCUCGGUGAUGAACGAAGGUCUGAAACUCGACUUGCAGGACAGAUUCAUCAACACCAAAACCACCAAAUAUUAUUUGCGUGCAGACAACGUCCACAAGGCCAUCGAUACCAUCUCUGCGUUCACCAAGAACGACGAAAGCCCAAAUGGACUCAAGGACUUGCACAUCAUGCAGUCGAUCUGGUUCUUGGUUGAGAGCGCAGAAAGCUAUUUGAGAAAGUACAGAAAGGCACUUGGUGACAAGAACGACAAAGAAGCAGUCACCAACCUUGGACUGGCUCUUAAGAGAUACUUGAGUAUCACCAAGGUGUUUGACGAGUUCUACGACGACCAGCUGGAUUUCCACCACUACUCCAUGCGCAAGGGAACGCCGGGUGCAUAUAUGAAGAUGAUCGAUUGGGCAGACAAUUUAUUCGACCAGCCAAUAUACAAUCGUGUUUUGGAUGGUUUGAGCGAGGUUGUUUCGGAGACUUUCCGUCACAGCGAGCUUCUCUCUUCUGAGCAUGUGCACAGGAAGUUGAAGAAGGAGGAGAUCAAAAAGCGGGAGGAGCUUGUGCAAUAUUCGCAGGGCACUGCCAACGACGACGAUGUUUUCGGAGAAAAAGCGCUGUCCAAAAUUCUUGCUGACGACAAGCUGCAAAUCCUGGUGAACCAGCAGGUUCUGCUGCAUGCAUCCGACAGUGUAUUCACGCAGAUUUUCAACUUCAAGGUGAAUUUCCGGCUGAAAAAGUACGUUUUGUGUUUGCAGUCGGUGAACAAACUGCUAGCCAUUGACUCUCAAAACCCACAUAUUGGGUACAUGGUGGACCAGCUGCGGUCGAACCUGGACGAGUCCAUUCCGGAGUCCAUCAAGAAGAUCGUGGGUGUGGGGCUGAUGAAGCAUUUUGCCAACGUUGACACUGCCAAGCUCCUGGAGACGUACUUUUCCAGAGCCGAUCUCGAAACCGCGUAUGUGCUGGUCCGUCUGCACAAGUCGGAAUAUCGCGAGCGGCUCGCCGAGAUCGUCGAGCGUUUGGAUCCGUACUCUGCCGGGCUUGUCAAGAUCAUGCAGCUUAGCUAUUGA